CUCCUUCUUCCACUCAUCCCCAACUGGUAUAACCAGAUUAGCAAGUCUCUCCUAAUAGGCAGCUGCUAAUCCAGCAUCCCUUACAAUCUCUCCCUGCUUCCCGUAGCCUUGCCAGGAAGGAUGCGAUUGGGUCUUCCUCAUUAGUAACAUAAGCUAUAAAAGUCUCUGCAAAAAGGAGAGGGCUGUCUGAAAGGGACAACGGUUCAUUCAAGUCUUGACUGGAGUCGGGAAACGGAGAGAAAAAGUUUGAGAGCAAGUAAAGUUGAAGAGGAAAUAGAAGAGGCUGCGAUAGCAGCUGAUCAGAGUAAAGCAAGCAAAGGUUGCUGCAAUGCUUGGUCUUGCCUCUUCCAUAUCAUGCUCCCUCUUCAUCCUGUUUUCUCUGGCCUCCAAUGCUGCCUCCAAUGAUAGCCUUGUGGUGAACACCAGCAGUGGCCCUGUCAAAGGUAAAUCUCUCAAAGCUGGCUCUGGCUCUGUGAGAGCUUAUCUUGGCAUCCCCUAUGCAAAGCCUGCCUUGGGGAAAUUGCGAUUCCAGAAGCCUCUCCCACAUCAGCCAUGGAGUCAAAUCCUCGAGGCCACCAACUUUGGCAAUGCCUGUCCUCAGUUACUUAUAGCUCCUGACGCAAAAUUGUGGAAUCCCAAUAGGCCCCUGUCAGAAGAUUGUCUCUUCCUCAACAUCUGGGUGCCCCAUCCACAGCCCUCUGAACCUAUUCCCAUUCUUGUCUGGAUACAUGGAGGGGGCUUUGUUGCAGGUACAAGUUCCCUGGAUUUGUACAAUGGGGCUUCUUUAGCUGCGACUGAGAAUGUCAUUGUGGCCUCCAUGAAUUACCGCCUGGGGGCUCUGGGCUUCAUUUACUUGCCACCAGCUGUCCCAGGAAACAUGGGUCUGUGGGACCAACACCUGGCCCUGACCUGGAUCAAGGAGAAUGCAGCUGCCUUUGGUGGAGAUCCAAAGCGGGUGACGAUUUUUGGUCACAGUGCUGGAGCAGUCUCUGUUGGCUUCCAUCUCUUUUCACCCAAAAGUGAGUCCCUAUUUGCCCAGGCUGUGCUUCAGAGUGGAACACCCAAUGCUGUCUUUUCUUGGGCAAGUCCCGAAAAGGCCAAGAAUAAAUCGCUUGAAUUUAGCCGGCUGCUGGGAUGUGGAGAAGGCAAUGAAAAUGAAAUUGUGAAUUGCCUUCAGAAAAAAGAGGCAAUGGAAUUGCCUCCAUAUGAAAAACCUUUGUUUCAGAAUAGUAAGUAUCAUCUGGAUGGUGCUUUUGCACCAACAACAGAUGGGGAAUUUUUGACUGAUGAUCCUCAGCUUGUGCAGACCAAACCAAUUCUCACUGGUGUCACCUCAGAUGAGCUGGCUUCCUUUGUGGCUUUUAUUUUUCCUGGAGUCAAUCACAGCCUAAUCACUCAGGAACAAUUUCUAAAUACAUUAAGAAGUACAGUGCGAAAUGCAACUGAAGAAGAUAUUCAGGCUGUGGCCCUGCAGUACAGUGAAGAAAGUCAUGGCCCAGCAAAGUACCGUUCAGCCUUGGUGCAAUCUUCAAGUGAUUAUUUCUUUGUAUGCCCUGCAGCUGAAUUUGCUGCCCAGGUCAGAAAAGCUGGGAGUCCUGUGUACGUUUACCUUUUUGCACAUCACACCUCUGGCACUGUCUGGCCUGAGUGGGCAAAGGCAGACCAUGGAGCUGAACUCAUUUAUCUGUUUGGAAGCUUUAAGGCAGCAUUGGAGGCCAACAAAACACAAACAGAAGCGGAUGCAGCGUUCAGCCGUAAGAUAAUGCGAUAUUGGGCAGAUUUCGCCAGAACUGGGAAUCCCACAGGAUCAGAGAAGAAAGAAGUGGAGUGGCUGCCUUUUAAUGCUGCACAGCAGAACUUCUUCCGUCUUAGCACUGAGCCAGCUGAGGUUAUACCAGUAUCGCCUACUCGACACUGUGGUCUUUUUAAAAAACAGGCUACAAAUUGAAACCAAAAUUACAAUCAAGAAGCAAACUGAAAGUAAUUGGAAGAAUGGACCUGUAUAGAGAUUAUACUUUGUUUGGAAACUCACAAUCUUCAAUAUAUAAAGGGACUGUGUAUUACACAACUCAAAGAAAAAAAACCCAUGCUUAUUUACUUUGUUGGCAUUAAAAAAAUUGAAAUGGUAUAUAUACUCAUGUUUGGUUGUACUGUCUUCUGGCAAAACAAUAUUAGAUUAUGACUGUAACUACUAUCAAGACAAUUACAGGCCUGGAUUUUACAGCUGAAUCCUUUCAUUACGUACAUAGUUUAGCAACAUCUCAAAUCAGAAACCAAUAAUUUACAAAACAAUUAUAUCAUGCUUGUGUAUUAUCAGCCGAAGCCCUGAGAUCAAUAUGUAAUUGUAGAGUGGUUAAAUCCAGCGAAAGAAAUAUGAUGUUUUAGUUGUGACUUAUGGUGACUAUAAGGUGAAACUAUUAUGUUAUUUUGUGGGGCUGAGUUCACGGUUGCCCAGUAGGUUUCCAUUGCUGAUCUGGGAAUUGAAUCAUAAGUCUCCACAUUCAUGGUUCAGUGCUCAAAUCACUAUACCAUGUUGGCUAAUGCAUUAAAUUCCAGAAAGAACUGAAAAUUUUGAAUCCCCUUUUGGAAGAAUCUUAUAUUUAAUUACAGGAAUGUGCAGAGACUUUAAUAUCAAUUAGAAAAUGAUUUGAUCUAAAAUUAGAUGGAUGAUAGAAUAUGCCCAUACAUUUUUCUGUGUAAGGGUAUUACAUAUGUUUUUCUUCUUGCGUAGUUGUUUCACUAUCUUGAACAUCAAUAAAAGCAUUUUAAAAGUU
Messenger RNA from Anolis carolinensis (green anole), 2774 nucleotides. Its product is annotated as cholinesterase. Gene Ontology annotation, molecular function: acetylcholinesterase activity. The coding region runs from base 329 to 1948 and encodes 539 amino acids. Gene Ontology annotation, cellular component: plasma membrane. The record is from RefSeq and is a predicted model, not a curated record. Lineage: Eukaryota; Metazoa; Chordata; Lepidosauria; Squamata; Anolidae. Gene Ontology annotation, biological process: choline metabolic process; acetylcholine catabolic process. The transcript has 4 exons.